AUGGCGAUUAAGACGGAUAUGAGCAAAGCAUAUGAUCGUAUCGAGUGGGGAUUCCUACGAAACGUCCUUGCACAGUUUGGUUUUCAUGAUACUUGGAUUUCUUGGAUAAUGAAUUGUGUAUCCUCUGUAUCCUACUCGUAUCUCAUAAAUGGUGCAGCUCAGGGUCGAGUAGUACCCACCCGUGGAAUCCGUCAAGGCGACCCCCUAUCUCCGUAUCUCUUCAUCCUUUGUACGGAAGUUCUUUCGGGGCUUUGUAAGAAAGCGCAGGCACACGGGGAGAUGGUUGGUAUAAUGGUCUCUCGGAAUAGCCCGGCUAUAAACCACUUGCUUUUUGCGGAUGAUACUAUGUUCUUUAGUCGGACAGACGCUAGGAGUUGUUCUGCCCUGCUCUCAAUUCUCAAGAAAUACGAAACUGCGUCGGGACAAUGCAUCAACCUCGGAAAAUCCUCGAUAACUUUUGGAGCAAAAACCCCGGGAGAAGCCAAAAGACGCAUCCGUGAACUGUUUCACAUAGAAAAUGAGGGGGGCAUAGGUAAAUACCUAGGACUGCCGGAACACUUCGGGAGAAAGAAGCGCAAUAUCUUCGCAGCCCUUGUAGAUCGGAUGCGACAGAAGGCACAGAGUUGGACUACUAGAGUCCUUUCGGGGGCGGGCAAAAUGGUGCUGUUGAAGGCGGUCUUGGCUGCUAUGCCUACUCACUCCAUGUCUUGCUUCAAAUUACCUUUAUCGCUUGUUAAGCAGCUCCAAUCCGUCCUUACGAGAUUUUGGUGGGAUCUUUCUCCGGAGAUCAAAAAGAUGUGUUGGGUUUCUUGGAGUAACCUCUCAAAACCAAAAAAUGCCGGGGGACUUGGAUUCAGAGAGAUAGCACAAUUCAAUGAUGCGAUGCUUGCAAAAAUUUCUUGGAGGAUCCUAAAGGAGCCAAAUUCUCUGCUCGCAAGAAUAGUGAUGGGGAAAUACUGUGGGAAGUCUCCUUUCCUUGAAGUACCGGCCACUAAUGGAAUAUCUCAUGGAUGGCGGGGUAUCCUGCUGGGGAGAGACCUGCUAUUAAAAGGGCUUGGGUGGGCCUUGGGGUCGGGACGGGGAGUCAGCAUGUGGACUGAGCCGUGGUUAUCUACUUCUGAACCUGUAUCCCCAAUAGGGCCUCCUACUCGUGUGAAUCAUCUUUGGAAGGUGUCGGAACUAAUAGACCCUAUCUCUAAAGACUGGAAUGUAGCUGUUAUUAAAGAAAACCUACCUCAGUAUGAGGAGGAUAUCCGUAAGCUCAUUCCUAGCUCCUUCCAGCUGGAAGAUGAUAGAGUUUGGUUACCAAACGCAAAUGGGAGCUACUCAACAAAAUCAGGAUAUGCGAUUGCAAAGCUCUUCAAUGGCAAUGAGAAGGAUAGGGAGUUUGAUUGGAAAAAGUGUGUUUGGCAGGUUGAGACCACUCCGAAAAUUAAGCACUUCCUCUGGAAAUCAAAUUGCAAGGCGCUACCGGUUGGUUCCCUGCUGGAAGCUCGUGGACUCUCGGUUUCUCCAGUCUGUCGACGUUGUGGUGCUCAGGAAACUGAGUUACAUGUCUUACUCCAAUGCCCUUUCGCUGUAAAGGUCUGGGAGUUGGUUCCAGGCCUCCACAAACCAUCACAUAUCAACAUCGAUUCGAUUGGCCAACUCCUUCUACACUGUAGAAGAAUGAUAUCACUCCCUCCAACAGGUUUAGGAGGCACCCCACUGUAUCCUUGGGUAUUGUGGGUUCUUUGGACCAAUCGGAAUAAACUUCUGUUUGAGGAUAAGAAGUUCUCGGAAGAGAACUCAGUGCUGAAAGCGAUUCAAGACGCUAGAGCUUGGAAGGCUGCUCAGACUUAUGUCGAAAAGCCUUCUUUACCACCCGCUGUGGUCCCAUAUGGUCCUCUACCUACUGAUAAUUCUUAUACAUGGUCUGUUUUCUCAGAUGCAGCUUGGGACUCUUCAACAGGUAACUGUGGCAUGGGCUGGCAACUCCGAGAUUCCUUGGAUGUGUGCGCAGAAACAUCUUCCUCUCACCGACGUUUUGUGCCCUCGGCUCUUGUGGCUGAGGCUCUGGCGGUUAAAGCUGCAGUAACGGCAGCUCUCUCAUCACAUGUUAGUAGUCUUCGUGUCUACUCGGACUCAAAGUCUCUCAUCCUGCUCUUGAAGUCUCAGGGACAAGAUGUUAGCUUGAAAGGCGUACUCCAUGAUAUCAAAAUCUUGGCGCGUUCUUUUGAAUCUAUCUCCUUUUGUUUUGUUCCGCGUUUAGCGAACUCUGUUGCUGAUUCUAUUGCUAAAACUGCUCUGUAUUCUCUGCACUCCUCUGUUCUUGUAACAGAGUAA
Molecule: messenger RNA, 2325 nt
Organism: Brassica napus (rape)
Lineage: Eukaryota; Viridiplantae; Streptophyta; Magnoliopsida; Brassicales; Brassicaceae
Exons: 1
Coding region: 1-2325 (774 amino acids)
Molecular function (GO): nucleic acid binding; RNA-DNA hybrid ribonuclease activity
Source: RefSeq, a predicted model, not a curated record